GGCGGGGGCUGCGGCGGUCAAGUGAGUAACCAGAGGGUCUAGGAGGGGCCCCAGCGUCGUGGCAGCAGCCCUGCCUCUGUGGUUGCAUACCAGAGCCCAAACACAUGCCUGCAUCUCCAUUGUGUGCGUGGAGCAGAACGUUACACAGAGGCUGCGCAUCAGUGGCACAGCGGACUGCGUGGGGAACCGGACUCGAGCUUCUCGGAACGACACCAGGUGCCCACCUUGCUCUCGUCAACCCAACAUAAGAUGUCCCAUCGAAGUGGUCAAGAGGACCCAGAGCGGUACCUGUUUGUGGAUCGUGCUGUGGUUUACAACCCAGCCACACAGGCUGACUGGACAGCCAAGAAACUGGUUUGGGUUCCAUCAGAGCGCCAUGGUUUUGAGGGUGCCAGUAUCCGUGAGGAGCGCGGCGAGGAGGUGGUGGUGGAGUUGGCUGAAAAUGGUAAAAAGGUGGUCGUAAACAAGGAUGACAUCCAGAAGAUGAAUCCUCCCAAGUUCAGCAAGGUGGAGGACAUGGCUGAGCUCACCUGCCUGAAUGAGGCAUCUGUGCUGCACAAUUUGAAGGACCGCUAUUACUCCGGACUCAUAUAUACAUAUUCUGGCCUGUUCUGUGUGGUCAUCAACCCCUACAAAAACUUGCCAAUUUAUUCAGAGAACAUCAUUGAGAUGUACCGGGGGAAGAAGAGACACGAGAUGCCGCCUCACAUCUACGCCAUCUCGGAAUCGGCGUACCGCUGUAUGCUUCAAGAUCGUGAGGACCAAUCAAUCCUUUGCACAGGUGAAUCAGGCGCUGGAAAGACGGAGAAUACAAAGAAAGUGAUCCAGUACCUGGCCCAUGUUGCCUCCUCGCACAAAGGACGCAAAGACCACAACAUUCCACCAGAAUCUCCCAAAGCAUUCAAGCUACAGGGUGAGCUGGAACGCCAGCUCCUUCAGGCUAACCCAAUACUGGAAUCAUUUGGUAAUGCCAAGACAGUGAAAAAUGACAACUCCUCUCGCUUUGGCAAGUUCAUCCGAAUCAAUUUUGACGUUGCGGGCUACAUUGUUGGGGCCAAUAUUGAAACCUACCUUCUGGAGAAGUCACGGGCAAUCAGACAGGCCAAAGAUGAGAGAACUUUCCACAUUUUCUACCGCUUGCUGGCAGGAGCCGGAGAGCAUCUCAAAACGGACCUGCUCCUCGAGGGUUUUAACAACUACAGAUUCCUGUCAAAUGGUAACAUUCCUAUUCCUGGCCAGCAGGACAAAGAAAAUUUCCAGGAGACUCUAGAGGCCAUGCAUAUCAUGAGUUUCUCCCACGAUGAGAUUGUUUGCAUGUUGAAGGUCGUCUCAGCAGUGUUGCAAUUUGGCAAUAUUGUUUUCAAGAAAGAGAGAAAUACUGAUCAAGCCUCCAUGCCAGAAAAUACAGCGGCACAGAAGCUUUGCCAUCUGCUUGGAAUGAACGUUAUGGAGUUCACAAGAGCUAUCCUCACUCCGAGAAUAAAAGUAGGACGAGACUAUGUACAGAAAGCGCAAACCAAGGAGCAAGCUGACUUUGCUGUAGAAGCUCUGGCAAAAGCUACAUAUGAACGACUGUUUCGUUGGUUGGUCCAUCGCAUCAACAAGGCCCUUGACAGGACUAAACGCCAGGGUGCAUCUUUCAUCGGCAUUCUGGAUAUCGCUGGGUUUGAGAUUUUUGAGCUGAACUCAUUUGAGCAGUUGUGCAUCAACUAUACCAACGAGAAGCUGCAGCAGCUGUUCAACCACACCAUGUUCAUCCUAGAGCAAGAAGAGUACCAAAGGGAAGGCAUAGAGUGGAGCUUCAUCGACUUCGGCCUUGAUCUGCAGCCUUGUAUCGAACUCAUCGAGAGGCCGAAUAACCCACCUGGUAUUCUGGCUUUGUUGGAUGAAGAGUGCUGGUUUCCCAAAGCUACAGACAAGACAUUUGUGGACAAAGUUCUUCAGGAGCAAGGCACUCACACUAAGUUCCAAAAACCACGGCAACUCAAGGACAAAGCUGACUUUUGCAUCAUCCACUACGCAGGGAGGGUGGACUAUAAAGCUGAUGAAUGGCUUAUGAAGAACAUGGAUCCACUGAAUGACAACGUGGCCACGCUGCUGCAUCAGUCCACUGACAAGUUUGUGGCUGAACUUUGGAAAGAUGUGGACCGAAUCGUGGGCCUUGAUCAAGUUGCUGGCAUGAAUGAGACUGCAUUCGGCGCCGCAUACAAGACUAAGAAGGGCAUGUUCCGCACCGUGGGCCAACUGUACAAGGAGCAGCUGUCUAAACUGAUGGCCACAUUGAGGAACACUAAUCCUAAUUUCGUCCGCUGCAUCAUCCCUAACCAUGAGAAACGGGCUGGUAAACUAGAUCCUCACCUUGUUCUGGACCAGUUAAGAUGUAACGGUGUCCUGGAAGGGAUCCGUAUCUGCAGACAAGGUUUCCCCAACCGCAUUGUCUUCCAAGAGUUCAGACAGAGAUAUGAGAUUCUCACUCCUAAUGCAAUUCCCAAAGGCUUUAUGGACGGCAAGCAGGCCUGCGAGAGAAUGAUCAAAUCCCUGGAGCUUGACAACAACUUGUUUCGAAUCGGCCAGAGUAAAAUCUUCUUUAGAGCAGGCGUCUUGGCGCAUUUGGAGGAAGAAAGGGACCUGAAGAUCACAGACAUAAUUAUUUACUUCCAGGCCACUUGUCGGGGAUAUCUGGCACGCAAAGCCUUUGCCAAGAAACAACAGCAGCUCAGUGCACUGAAGGUUCUCCAAAGAAACUGUGCCGCAUACCUGAAACUGCGUCACUGGCAGUGGUGGAGACUCUUCACUAAGGUGAAGCCCUUGCUGCAGGUGACCAGACAAGAGGAAGAAAUGCAGGCUAAAGAUGAGGAGCUAGUCAAGGUGAAGGAGAAGCAAACAAAAGUGGAGGGACAGCUGGUGGAGAUGGAACGAAAACACCAGCAGCUAAUGGAGGAGAAAGGCAUCCUAGCAGAGCAGCUGCAGGCAGAGACUGAGCUGUUUGCAGAGGCUGAGGAGAUGAGAGCUCGCCUGGCUACCAAGAAACAAGAGUUGGAGGAGAUCCUUCAUGACCUGGAGUCCAGACUGGAAGAGGAAGAGGAGAGGGCUCAGGGCAUGGUCAAUGAGAAGAAGAAGAUGCAAUCCCAUAUUCAGGACCUGGAGGAACAGCUGGAUGAGGAGGAAGCUGCUAGGCAAAAGCUGCAGCUUGAGAAAGUAACAGCUGAGGCCAAAAUGAAGAAAUAUGAAGAGGAUAUUUUACUGCUAGAAGACCAAAACACCAAGUUUGUCAAGGAAAAAAAGUCGCUGGAAGAUCGAAUAAAUGAGAUGACCAUUUUCCUUGCUGAGGAGGAAGAGAAGGCUAAAAACCUGGGAAAGGUCAAGAACAAGCAAGAGAUCAUGAUGGUCGACUUGGACGAGAGGCUUAAGAAGGAGGAAAAGACCCGUCAGGAGCUGGAGAAGGCCAAGAGGAAGCUGGAAGGGGAAACAUCUGACUAUCAGGACCAAUUAGCUGAGCUCCAGGCCCAGAUAGAGGAGUUUAAAACUCAGAUUGUCAAGAAAGAGGACGAGCAACUGUUACUUCAAACGAGGGGUGAAGAUGAGGUCAACCAAAAGAACAAUGCUCUGAAGCAAGUGCGAGAGCUUCAAGCCCAGCUGGCUGAGUUGCAGGAGGACAUGGAGUUGGAAAAACAGGCCAGGAACAAGGCUGAGAAGCUCAAGAGAGAUUUGAGUGAAGAACUGGAGGCCCUAAAGACAGAACUGGAGGACACCCUGGAUACAACCGCUGCCCAGCAGGAGCUGAGAACCAAGCGAGAGCAAGAAGUUGCAGAACUGAAGAAGGCAAUCGAUGAGGAGACAAAAAACCACGAGGCUCAAAUACAGGAUAUGCGACAGAGACAUAGCAUUGCUUUAGAAGAGCUCUCAGAGCAGCUCGAACAGGCGAAGAGGUUCAAAGCUAACUUGGAGAAGACCAAACAGACCCAGGAGAGUGCAAACAAGGAAAUGGCCAAUGAGAUCAAAAGCCUUCAACAGGCAAAGACUGAGUCCGAACACAAGAGGAAGAAACUGGAGUCUCAGCUACAGGAGGUGAUGGCCAGAAACACUGAGGGCGAGCGGUCCAAGGGCGAGUUGGCUGAACGUGUGCACAAACUGCAGACUGAACUCGACAAUGUGUCGGCCAUGCUGGAAGAUGCAGAAAGAAAAGGCAUCAAGAUGACAAAAGAGGUUUCUGGAUUAGAAAGUCAGCUCCAAGACUCACAGGAGCUCCUCCAGGAAGAGACUCGUCAGAAACUGAACCUCAGUAGCCGCUUGCGGCAGUUAGAGGAGGAAAAGAACGCUCUCCAGGAGCAACAAGAGGAAGAUGAAGUGGCCCGCAAAAAUGUGGAGAAACAGUUGUUAACCUUACAGGCUCAGCUGUUGGAGAGCAAGAAGAAGGUGGAGGAUGAUGUGGGGACAAUCGACGGCCUGGAAGAGGCAAAGAAGAAACUACAAAAGGACCUGGAGAUUUCAGGCCAGCGUCUGGAGGAAAAGACCAUCGCUUUUGAGAAAAUGGAGAAGACAAAGACCCGUCUGCAGCAGGAGCUGGAUGACCUAACUGUUGACUUGGAUCAUCAGAGGCAGAGUGUGUCCAACCUUGAGAAGAAACAGAAGAAGUUUGACCAAAUGUUGGCCGAGGAGAAGAGCAUUUCUGCCCGCUACGCUGAAGAGCGUGACCGGGCGGAAGCUGAGGCCAGGGAGAAAGAGACUAAAGCUCUGUCCAUGACCAGAGCUCUGGAUGAAGCUCUGGAGGCCAAAGAGGAGCUGGAGAGGGUCAACAAGCAACUCCGUGGUGAAAUGGAAGAUCUCAUGAAUUCGAAGGAUGACGUGGGCAAGAAUGUUCACGAGCUGGAGAAAUCCAAGCGUACUCUAGAGCAGCAGCUGGAGGAGAUGAAGACUCAACUUGAGGAGCUGGAGGAUGAGCUGCAGGCCACCGAGGAUGCUAAGUUGCGGCUAGAAGUCAACAUGCAGGCCAUGAAGGCUCAAUAUGAGCGAGAUCUUCAGGGCCGUGACGACCAGAACGAUGAAAAAAAGAGAGCCCUCAUCAAGCAGGUCCGAGAGAUGGAGGCAGAACUGGAGGACGAGAGGAAGCAGAAAGGCUUGGCCAUUGCCGCUAAGAAGAAGCUGGAAAUGGAUUUGAAGGACGUGGAGGGUCAGAUAGAAGGUGCCAGCAAAGGCCGAGAUGAAGCCAUCAAACAACUUCGCAAGUUACAGGCCCAAAUGAAGGACUAUCAGAGGGAACUGGAAGAUGCCAGGGCAUCCAGAGAUGAUAUUUUUGCCUUAUCUAAGGAAAAUGAGAAGAAACUCAAGAGUCUAGAGGCUGAAAUUGUGCAACUGCAUGAGGACCUGGCAGCAUCAGAGAGAGGACGACGUCACGCUGAGCAAGAAAGAGAUGAGUUGCAAGAUGAAAUCUCCAACAGCACAUCUGGGAAAACCGCUCUGAUGGAAGAAAAGAGAAGGCUGGAAGCUCGUAUCGCUCAGCUUGAGGAAGAGCUAGAAGAAGAGCAAGGCAACAUGGAGCUACUUAACGACCGCUUCAGAAAGACCACUAUGCAGGUGGACACGCUGACCACAGAGCUGAGCGCAGAACGGAGCGUGUCACAAAAGAGUGAAAAUGCCCGGCAGCAGCUGGAACGUCAAAAUAAGGAGCUGCGAGCCAAGCUGGGCGAGCUGGAAGGUUCUGUAAAGAGUCGCUUCAAGGCCUCCAUUACAGCGCUGGAGGCCAAGAUAGCACAACUGGAGGAACAGCUAGAGCAGGAAGCCAAGGAGCGGGCAGCUGCUAACAAGUUAGUUAGGAGGACGGAGAAGAAGCUGAAAGAGAUAUGCAUGCAGGUGGAGGACGAACGACGCCAUGCCGACCAGUUUAAAGAACAAUUGGAAAAAGCAAACUCGCGUAUGAAGCAACUGAAGCGUCAGCUGGAGGAGGCCGAAGAGGAGGCCACAAGGGCCAAUGCGUCACGCAGAAAGCUGCAGCGAGAACUGGAUGACGCCACCGAGGCCAGCGAGGGUCUCAGCCGGGAAGUCCACACGCUCAAAAACCGCCUUCGGCGCGGCGGCCCCAUCAGUUUCUCCUCCAGUCGCUCAGGCAGACGUCAGUUGCCAGUAGAGGGCUCAUCCUUGGACCUCCUGUCUGAUGACGAGCUGGAAAAUAAGGUGACUGACAACAACGCCAAUGAGACACCCACUCCCCAGCCGGAAUAGACGGCAACAAGCCUUCAAUUUUCACUUGCAGCUUCAUUAAGGAACUCUUUUAGCUUCUUCAGUAUGAACACCUUUUCAUCUCACAUGCUAAGAUUAGCAUGUUGCGUUAAGACGCCAGCGGCAGGAAUCCCCCUAUUCUGUCUUGCUUCAUUGGUUCUCUAGUACUUCUUCAAGUAGACACUACAGUCAUUGCAUCCCUAAAUCCCAGAGCGUACAUUUGCAAUGUACAAUGCAAUAUGACAGAUAUUUUACAUGAAUAAUGUUUUUACCUGGAUGCUUUGCUUGUGUAUGAAGGUAGAAAUUGAACAGUCCGUCUCCAACUUAUUGCAAUUAUCUCGCGUUCAUCUUCUGUGCCUUGUUCUGCUCCCUACAAAUACAUUUAUGCCACGUGAAUUGUUCAUAUAUUCAUCAUUUUGUGAAGAUGUAUUUUAAUAAAACAUCCAUGUGAUAUUUUAGAGAAACCCGGUGUGUGACUGAUUUCAUAAUUGUUCUUGG
Molecule: messenger RNA, 6714 nt
Organism: Corythoichthys intestinalis (scribbled pipefish)
Lineage: Eukaryota; Metazoa; Chordata; Actinopteri; Syngnathiformes; Syngnathidae
Product: myosin-10-like
Exons: 42
Coding region: 250-6219 (1989 amino acids)
Biological process (GO): regulation of cell shape; mitotic cytokinesis; actomyosin structure organization
Cellular component (GO): cytoplasm; myosin II complex; myosin filament
Molecular function (GO): microfilament motor activity; actin filament binding; ATP binding
Source: RefSeq, a predicted model, not a curated record